This is a messenger RNA of Solanum stenotomum, 1760 nucleotides long. RefSeq lists its product as uncharacterized. Gene Ontology annotation, cellular component: endoplasmic reticulum. The transcript is spliced from 4 exons. Gene Ontology annotation, molecular function: catalytic activity. The record is from RefSeq and is a predicted model, not a curated record. Gene Ontology annotation, biological process: GPI anchor biosynthetic process. The coding region runs from base 81 to 1565 and encodes 494 amino acids. NCBI's taxonomy places the organism in Eukaryota, Viridiplantae, Streptophyta, Magnoliopsida, Solanales, Solanaceae.
GAUCACAAUACUUAUAUUAAGUGUAAGUAUAUCACUCUUCUGUUCAGUCAACCAUUUCUGUUAAACCCCAUUUCUAAGUCAUGCUAAGAGUCCUCAACGAAAAGCUGAAGCGCCUCUGUUUUAGUCUCCGGUGGCCAAUACGCUGCCGUUCAAAGAGCAAAAUCAAAAUUACUGUGAAAAAACUGGGAAAAUCCAAUUCAAGUUCUCAUUCUCAAAUUGAUCCAUCAAAUUCAAAUGGGUCUGCAGCAAUUCAUCCCAGUAAUGGCGAAUUGAAUCGUUCUGAAACUGGACGAACAAUACGCGUAGCUACAUUUAAUGCUGCCCUUUUCUCCAUGGCACCGGCACUCCCAAAGAGUAGUACUGAUAGAUCAGCUAGUUUUGAUUUUGAAAAUGACGAUUUUUCAAAUUCAAAAGCUAGUAAAAUGAGUGAUUACUAUAAUUUAAGAGUGAAAUCAGCGAAUGAUCGGCCUAAGAGUAUACUCAAACAAUCUCCUCUUCAUCCAACGAAAGAAACGGAUACGCUUUUGUUGAAAAGACAAAGUUUCUCGAAAUCGAAGUUAAGGGUUUCGAUUAAUUUACCAGAUAAUGAAAUAUCUCUGAAGAAAAGUGGGCAAUUGAGGAUUUUGGGAUGUGAUAGUGAGAGGUAUUCGGGGAGUGGGAUAUGUAGAGGAAAAGCUCCGUUAAGGUCUACUGUGAGUAUGCCUCGGAUUGAUUGUCAGAGUUAUAGAAUUACGAGAAGUGUUCUUGAAGUUUUGAGAGAAUUGAAUGCCGAUAUUUUGGCUUUGCAAGAUGUUAAAGCAGAGGAGGAGAAAGGUAUGAAGCCGUUAUCAGAUUUGGCUGAUGCUUUAGGGAUGAAUUAUGUUUUUGCAGAGAGUUGGGCACCUGAGUAUGGUAAUGCUAUUUUGUCAAAAUGGCCAAUCAAGUCCUGGAAUAUUCAAAAAAUCUUUGAUGACUCUGACUUCAGAAAUGUUCUGAAGGCAACAAUUGACGUUCCUCGAGUUGGAGAGUUAAAUUUCUUCUGUACACACCUUGAUCACUUGGAUGAGAAUUGGCGAAUGAAGCAGAUAAAUGCAAUAAUCCAAUCAUCUGAUAAGCCACACAUUUUAGCCGGGGGUCUAAAUUCUCUUGACGAAACAGAUUACUCUACAGAAAGAUGGACAGAAAUUGUAAAGUAUUAUGAAGAGAUGGGAAAGCCAAUACCAAAGUUCGAAGUAAUGAAGUAUUUGAAGAGUAAAGAAUAUACAGAUGCUAAGGAUUUUGCUGGGGAAUGCGAGUCUGUUGUCAUGAUUGCCAAAGGACAGAGCGUGCAAGGAACGUGCAAGUAUGGAACACGAGUGGAUUACGUACUUUCAUCAUCCGAUUCACCAUACAAGUUUGUUCCAGGAUCAUACUCGGUUUUCUCCUCGAAAGGAACAUCUGAUCACCACAUAGUGAAAGUUGAUUUGGUAAAAGUAGAUACUGUUCCUCACGAAUACAUCAACAAGAAAAGGCGGGAUUCAAAACAUAAAGUAGUCAGGAUUACUCAUUCAAAUCCAAACAAGGGUGUAUGGAAAAUAGACACAUGAAAAUUAAACAUAGGCAGAUUGUUAAUUAUUGUGAUUGAUGUAUGGCUUUAUGCUUUCUUCUCUGUUCUUUGUAAAGAAAGAUAUCUUUUAGGGUGGGAAAAGUGUUGUUUCCACUUCAUUACACCUUGCUUUAGAAAGCAAGAUGCAAAAGGAAUAGAUGACAUAAUUUAUAUGACAGAUCUUGUAAUUGAACAA